This is a messenger RNA of Oncorhynchus keta (chum salmon), 1685 nucleotides long. RefSeq names its product sodium channel subunit beta-1-like. NCBI's taxonomy places the organism in Eukaryota, Metazoa, Chordata, Actinopteri, Salmoniformes, Salmonidae. Gene Ontology annotation, biological process: cardiac muscle cell action potential involved in contraction; regulation of heart rate by cardiac conduction; sodium ion transport. The transcript is spliced from 8 exons. Gene Ontology annotation, molecular function: sodium channel regulator activity. Gene Ontology annotation, cellular component: voltage-gated sodium channel complex. The coding region runs from base 645 to 1310 and encodes 221 amino acids. The record is from RefSeq and is a predicted model, not a curated record.
AUUCCUUGUGGCGAGCUUCACACAGUUGUCCUGCUCAGUUUGGAAGAUGCUGCAGUCAGAUGCACUGCGGUAAAAAAUAACGCCAGACAGGGAGGGAGAAAGAAGUCUGUAUUAUUCGCAAUGCCAGCCCGUGAGAAAUAUCCAGGGUCCUUUGAUGCGUGGGAUAAUUUUUGCCACUCAAAAGAACAGCGCUUCAUUAAAUAAUUUGUUGAUCCUUCAGAAGGAAAGGAUAGCCCACAUUUUUCCCCGGAGAACGGACAAAUCGGGAUAAGGAGGCUAUUUUUUUCAGAAGGGACAACGUGAGGGCAGUAAAAUAGAAGCGCAUGGCGCUAAGAGCAUGGCACCAAGAGCAUGGCACCAAGAACAUGGCACCAAGAGCAUGGCACCAAGAGCAUAGCACCAAGAGCAUAGCACCAAGAGCAUAGCACUUGCAAUGCCAGGAUGGUGGGUUCCAUUCCCGGGACCACCAGUGAGUAAAAUGUAAUUCUGGAGGAAGCAAUUUCAGUCCCUACCAUUUCUCAAACAACGUCUUCCUGGAUAACAUCUCAAAGGAAUAUCUUACAAUCAAGUGUUCAAAGAAGAGCCUUUUUUAGGCUUCUCAGCCCUAGGAUCUGUACUUUCAUUGCUACAUUACACUUAAGGACAUGUCUGCUGUGCGACUGCUGUUCCUGUUUCUGCUUUGUUCCCAUUUUGUGUCCCUGUGCCAUGGGGCCUGUUCAGAGGUGGACUCGGACACUGAGGCCGUUGCAGGCAAAGGGUUCAAACUGGGCUGCAUCUCCUGUAAGAUGAGGCCUGAGGUGGAGGCUUCUGCCACGGUCAACUGGUAUUUCAAGGCCAAAGGGGAAGCUGAAUUUGCUCAUAUAUAUAAUUACGAUGAGGAGGGCCCCCACAUUGUGGAUGAGCGCUUUGAGGAGCGCGUCGACUGGAACGGCAGUAAGAGGAGCCAAGACAUACAGGAUGCAUCCAUCUACCUCUUCAAUGUCACCUUCAAUGACUCGGGCACCUACAGUUGCCACUUCCACCGGCUCUUGACGUAUGAGUUCUACGAAUACCAGACUGUUGUCAGCAAGCUUGUGCACCUGAAAGUUGUGGCUAAAGCCACCAGAGGGACAGCCUCCAUAGUCUCUGAGGUGAUGAUGUAUGUGUCCAUCAUCGGGCUACAGGCUUGGCUCUACAUAGAGAUGGUAUACUGCUUCAGAAAGAUCUCAGCUGCAGGAGAGGAAGCAUUAAGAGAAAGCGCGAAUGCAGAAUAUUUAGCUAUAGCCUCAGAGAGUAAAGAUAACUGUGCAGGGGUGCAAGUGGCAGAAUAACCCAGGAAUGCAAAGGGAUUCGAUCUAUGUACUGGCCGCAUCAGCUAUACGACCCCUUGGAUCGCAUGAAGACAUCCUGAAGAUGCACAGUAUCUACACUUUCUGAGUCUUUAUUACUUUUCCUGUUACGUUAAUGGAUAAAUGUGAUAUGAUGACAUCAUUACUUUGAAAGUAGCAUGAUAUCAGCACCUCUGUAUGUAUUACACACAAAAGCAUGUAACUAAUUCAACUAAUGAAUCCUUAUGUGUAUGAAUCCUUCAUCAAGGUAUUUUUUGGGUUGUAUCGAUCUCUCUCUAAAGUGAAUGUACAUUUAUAUUAAGAGUUAUUGUGAGAGAAUUAAUCUGAUUAAAUGGUUAUCAAGAGAGCUUUAUCACA